This is a messenger RNA of Hippopotamus amphibius kiboko, 3306 nucleotides long. RefSeq names its product ring finger protein 14 (gene RNF14). The record is from RefSeq and is a predicted model, not a curated record. Gene Ontology annotation, cellular component: cytoplasm; ubiquitin ligase complex. The coding region runs from base 515 to 1939 and encodes 474 amino acids. Gene Ontology annotation, biological process: positive regulation of proteasomal ubiquitin-dependent protein catabolic process; protein polyubiquitination; ubiquitin-dependent protein catabolic process. NCBI's taxonomy places the organism in Eukaryota, Metazoa, Chordata, Mammalia, Artiodactyla, Hippopotamidae. The transcript has 9 exons. Gene Ontology annotation, molecular function: ubiquitin protein ligase activity; ubiquitin conjugating enzyme binding; zinc ion binding.
ACCCAGGGCUAGGGUGGAGGGCGGAACUUUCGGGCCCGGCACGGCGGGGCAGCCGGAAGGUACGGUGGGGACUGCGCUCCGGGCGCUCGAGGCAGAGCAGGGCGGCCGGGCCGGGACUGCUUCGCUAGCCUCAGCUCCCCAGACCGGGACGGGGCGCCCACAGCCCGGCCCGGCUAAGACCCCCUGGUCGCUCAGAGGAGGAAGGGGAAGGUCCAGGCCCUGCGCCUUCGGGACGCCCCGGGCCGACCCACACCCGCGCAGCGCCCUCCGUGUCCAAGAGCCGGAGCAGGUAGCAGGGCUCGGGCCUGCCCCCAGCUUGUAGAUGGCAGGAUUUCUCUGGUAUAUCUAGUAUGAGUUACACAUCUUGGCCUCUUAUCCAGCUUCAGCAGUCUCAUCUCCAUCAUCUGGAGAAUAAAUGAGAUUUGCAUGAGCUCCAAACCUUGAGCUGUAAUACGGACUGCAGUGCUAAUAUCCUUUUCUUCUGGUUGUUAGUAACAGCUCCUCAGAAGAUUAAAUGUCGUCAGAAGACCGAGAAGCUCAGGAGGAUGAGCUGCUGGCCCUGGCGAGUAUUUAUGAUGGAGAUGAAUUUAGAAAAGCAGAGUCUGUCCAAGGCGGAGAAACCAGGAUCUAUUUGGACUUACCACAAAAUUUCAAGAUAUUUGUGAACGGCAAUUCAAAUGAGUGUCUCCAGAAUAGUGGCUUUGAAUACACCAUUUGCUUUCUGCCUCCACUUGUGCUGAACUUUGAACUGCCACCAGAUUAUCCAUCCUCUUCCCCACCUUCAUUCACACUUAGUGGCAAAUGGCUGUCACCAACUCAGCUCUCUGCUCUCUGCAAGCACUUAGACAACCUGUGGGAAGAACACCGUGGCAGCGUGGUCCUGUUUGCCUGGGUGCAGUUUCUGAAGGAAGAGACCUUAACCUACCUGAAUAUUGUCUCUCCUUUUGAACUCAAGAUGGGUUCUCAGAAAAAAGUUCAGAGAAGGACGGCUCAAGCUUCUUCCAACACAGAGCUAGAUUUUGGAGGGGCUGCUGGAUCUGAUGUAGACCAAGAGGAAUUUGUGGACGAGAGAGCCGUGCAGGAUGUGGAAUCAUUGUCGAGUCUGAUCCAGGAAAUCUUGGACUUUGAUCAAGCUCAGCAGAUAAAAUGCUUUAAUAGUAAAUUGUUCCUGUGCAAUAUCUGUUUCUGUGAGAAGCUGGGUAGUGAGUGCAUGUACUUCUUGGAGUGCAGGCAUGUGUACUGCAAAGCCUGUCUCAAGGACUACUUUGAAAUCCAGAUCAGAGAUGGCCAAGUUCAAUGCCUCAACUGUCCAGAACCCAAGUGCCCUUCAGUGGCCACUCCUGGUCAGGUCAAAGAGCUAGUGGAAGCAGAGUUAUUUGCCCGUUAUGACCGCCUUCUCCUCCAGUCCACCUUGGACCUGAUGGCAGAUGUGGUGUACUGCCCCCGCCCAUCCUGCCAGCUGCCUGUGAUGCAGGAGCCUGGCUGCACAAUGGGCAUCUGCUCCAGCUGCAAUUUUGCCUUCUGUACUUUGUGCAGAUUGACCUACCAUGGGGUCUCUCCCUGUAAGGUGACUGCAGAGAAAUUAAUGGACUUACGAAAUGAGUACCUGCAAGCAGAUGAGGCCAGUAAAAGAUUUUUGGAACAGAGGUAUGGUAAGAGGGUGAUUCAGAAGGCACUGGAAGAGAUGGAAAGUAAGGAGUGGCUAGAGAAGAACUCAAAGAACUGCCCAUGUUGUGGGACUCCCAUUGAGAAAUUAGAUGGAUGUAACAAGAUGACUUGUACUGGCUGUAUGCAAUAUUUCUGCUGGAUUUGCAUGGGUUCCCUCUCUAGAGCAAACCCUUAUAAACAUUUCACUGAUCCUGCUUCCCCAUGUUUUAACCGGUUGUUCCAUGCUGUGGAUGUUAAUGGAGAUAUUUGGGAAGAUGAGGUUGAAGACUAGUUAACGUCUACUGCUCACGAUAUGGAAGUGGAAUGGUUUGCCCUAAUCUUCUGUCAAGUAUACAGAGUAACUUUGCAGGAUAUUUAGGGUACCAUUGAUUCACUGUUCCUAUAUGGCAGAACAAGGUUUAUAUUUUCGUGUGGUACUACUGAUUAAGGCACAUUCAUAGGUUUUUCAUUGCAACGUAAUUGAGGAAAUAUUAAGCCAAAGGUUUAGAAAAUGAAAACUAGAAAAUGUUAAAUAUUAGAAUGUGCCCAAAGCUUUGAGUAGUUAUAAAUUAAAUAUUUAUUUUCUUCUCCAAGCUUUAGGUAAGGAGAAGAAGGGUCAAGAGUUAAACUUAUAGACCUUUUUAUCUCUGAGAAGCAUCCCUCUAAGACAUUCUGUGGGAGCUCCCUCAGUAGUACCUUUACAACUGGGGUCAGGAGAAGCCUUAUUAAAAUUGUACUGAGAGCCUGAUCUUAUUUACUGCAUGUUACAUUCUUUCCAACCUGAAUUUCUGCUAAGUUAAUUUUCUUUGGAGGAAGCUCUUUAUAACUGAUUGGAUGGCCCGGUGUCAUUUUGAUCCGCUGCUUUUCAGAAUAGAAAUUUAUAGAUAAUUUAAAAAAUAUUUUGUAAUACCACAAACACUGUGGGUCACCUGAUAUAUUUAUUAGUGGUCUGUAGUCCACUGGUUUUGAGCCAAGUCUGGAAUUUAUUGAUACUGGCUCAGAAGAAUUUCAGCCCUAUUCAACUUUUCUGUUUCUACUAGGCAGUAGAGCCUAGAUUCAGAACAACUUGUUUUUGCUACCUUUUGUUCUACAUUCUCUCCAUUGACUCUUGCCCUGCCUUUCAUUGGUAAGGACAAUUUUAAUAUUUCCUCCAACAGCUCAUAUUUUUAUUUCCUCUUCUGGGAUAGGAGAAAACCUAAUAUGGUCCUAAGCCGAACGAACUGAACUUUAAUUAUCUGCAUUUUGAACACUGCAUCACCAUAGUUCCAGUCCCAACUUUCUGAAUUCUUUUUAAAGGGCUUCUCUACUGAGCUAUGGAAAUUUGUCUUCUUGUCCUUUUUUUUUCAACAGCGCUGUUUCAGGGGAUAAUUUUGGCUUUAUACCUGGAUCCCUGUUUCUGGGUUUUGUUGGCUUUUUGAAAAAUUGUCUUUCCUUAUAGUUUGGUAAGUGGCUUGGUAACAAAAUAAGAUUUGGGGGAAAAAAGGAGAGAGGAAUUCUGCAGCUGUGAACAUGUUCAUUUUUCCUAGCUUGUUAUUGAAAAUUGGGGAAUCACUUUUAACCAUUUUAUGUGUGUGUAUCCAAAGAGCACGGACUGUUUCUGGAUUGUCAAUGAGGAUGCUUAAUCUUAAAAAUAAAAAUUAUUAAAAAUUUGUCUUAUAA